Molecule: messenger RNA, 1494 nt
Organism: Trichoderma reesei QM6a
Lineage: Eukaryota; Fungi; Ascomycota; Sordariomycetes; Hypocreales; Hypocreaceae
Exons: 5
Coding region: 1-1494 (497 amino acids)
Molecular function (GO): N,N-dimethylaniline monooxygenase activity; NADP binding; flavin adenine dinucleotide binding
Source: RefSeq, a predicted model, not a curated record
AUGGGCGGAGGAAAUAAAAUCAAGUCGGUGGCGGUCAUUGGCGCGGGAGCUGCAGGAGCGGUAACGGCGGCGGCGCUGAAAGCCGAGGAAGUGUUUGACUAUAUCCGAGUCUUCGAGAGACGAGAGUCUGCAGGGGGAACAUGGAUAUACGAUGCAGCGGUUCAGCCCAAUAUCCUCGUCAGACCUGGGGCCUUGCCGGCCGAGACCGAUCCUCCUCUCGAGAUCCCCCAGCAUCUCCCUGCAAUUACUCAGCCCAACGAGCAAGAGAGAUUCUCCAAAACACCAAUCUACAGCUCACUAACUACAAAUGUGCCGGAGAUUGCCAUGUCAUUCUCAGACAUUCGCUUCCCAUAUGGCCCAUUUGCACCUCACCACAUCCCUCGCCAAUACAUUGAAAACUACUUUGCACUGCACAAGACGGAUUCCUUCCUAGUUCUCAACACGACUGUCGAAGAUGUUUCCAAGCUCAACCACCCUUCCAAUGACGGCUCAACACAGUGGAAGCUGACCCUCCGGAAACACGAUGCCCUUCGUAACGUCGACAUCUGGUGGGAGGAGACAUUUGAUGCCCUGAUCCUGGCAAAUGGCCACUACUCUGUGCCGACUAUACCCCAAGUCAAGGGCCUGGAGGAAUACAUCCAAAAGUAUCCCGGCCGCAUAAUCCACUCCAAAACAUAUAGAUCGCCCAGCAUCUACAAGAACAAUCGAGUGCUCAUCAUCGGCAACUCAGCAUCCGGAACAGAUCUCAGCCGUGAGCUCGUUUCAACAGCCCAGCUCCCCGUCUACCAAUCAAGGAGAUCCAAAAUCUGGUGGGAGGGAGACUCGCCCCCAGCAGGCAUCGAAUGGAAGCCCGUGAUAUCAGAAUAUCUCCCCAACAACGGCAGGAUCCUCUUUGAAGACGGCACAUACCUGGACGACAUCGACACAGUCAUCUACUGCACUGGUUACAAGCCAUCCUAUCCGUUUUGGAACGCAAAGAAGAACGGCCAGCCUCUCUGGGACGACAGAAAAGGACAGCUGGUGAAAAGCUAUUGGCACACAUUCUUCCAAGAGUACUCAAACCUCGGAAUCGUGGGCUUGCCCCGCGUCUUGACAUUCCGAAGCUUCGAGUAUCAAGCCAUUGCUCUCGCCCGCCUAUUUGCAAACCGCAACCCAGUCCCUCUACCUCCGGUAUCAGAGCAGCAAGCCUGGGCAGACGCAAGAGAAGAGCUUACACGAAGAGAGCAUCGCAAGUUCCACGACAUUUCAUGGGACGAUGGCGAAACGCGCGAAUGGCUGCAAGGCUUCCUCAAGCUGUCUGGGCUGGGGACCCUGACUGGCCAAGGAAGGAUCCCACCGCCGCUGACAAAGGAGAUGAUCUGGGCUAUUGAGAACCUCAAGAAAUACAAACCAGGGGGUGAUGAUGGCAGGAAGGACGCGGACGGCCAACGAGCAGACAACCAUGGCUGGGUUGUUGUUGAGAGUAGAAAGCGGGAUGUUCUCGGUUUCAUCUGA